This is a messenger RNA of Pieris macdunnoughi, 1506 nucleotides long. The record is from the annotation of a GenBank genome assembly. NCBI's taxonomy places the organism in Eukaryota, Metazoa, Arthropoda, Insecta, Lepidoptera, Pieridae.
AUGACGAUGUCAACGUUGCAUAGAAACGCAAUUAUAACAGGUAGUUUUGAUUCGUACUGCCUCCUUUGUGAAGUUCAUUUAAAGGAGAACGUGGAAGAUCAUAUCAACGUGCCUGAGCAUAAAGAAAAGUUGCAGCAUUCCAGCUAUGUGCAGAAGUAUAAAUUUCAUCAUAUACGGAAAGUAUUGAAAGGAUACUAUUGCGAAUUCUGUAAUAUUCUGCUACCGACAUUAGUUAACAUAGGUCUUCAUGUUACAUCGAAUGACCACGAACGUAAAGUAGGAAAUGGACUUUUGAAAGAAGUAGAUGGAGGCGUCACUGCUUUUGACCGGAUGUUUAUAGACAAUCAGGCAUGGAAUGGUCUUAUCGAAGACACAAUUUGUUGCCUCUGCAAUAAAGAAUUUAAUGAUAAAUCUGUGCAUUUAAAGCAACCUUCGCAUAUCCUUCACCUGAUUAAAAAAGGUGUACACAUGAAGGAACGCGGAAUUGUUUACCGAAAUGUUGAUACCACUACCUUACAUUGUAUGGUUUGCAAUAUAAUCUUGGAAAUUAAGGACGGUGAUUUACAUUUUGAUAGUAGCCUACAUUUGGAACAAUUUCGUAAAAGCUGCGAACUAAAAAAGAAAUUAGACGAAAAUUCGAUAAAGGCAAGAAUUGACAAAGUAAUAAAACAGGAGGCAAAGCCGCCUGUGAUUGCACAUUCUACAUGUGUUAAAAAUAAAGAAACGGAUGUCAAAAAGUUCAUUGAUGAUAAUAAUAAUAAUAGCAAAAAUAAUGACGUAAUAAAAACUCAAGAGGACAAAAAAACGAAUGCAGCCAAAACUAAACCAGAAGAAAGCAAAAUAGAAGACGCACUACGUCACCCAUUCCAAGCUAAAGAAGAAGCACAGAUACUUGCUAAAAAAAACAAAAUCAAAUUUAAGUUCGCCAAGCAAAGCGCUUACUGCAGCGUGUGCGAUGUCACUAUAUCAUCAUCUCUAAAAAGAAUUAAAGAACACAUAGAAGAAAAUAAUCAUAAAAAAAAUCUAAAGGAAAAAAAAAGAAAUCAGGUACCAGGGAAUUGUAAGAAAGCUAACAAAAACAUUAUUAAAAUUCCUAAUGCGUAUUUCGUAAAUCACUUGUUUGAGUAUGAAUUGAACCUAAUACCCGGACCACUUGGUGAUUGGGUUGUUCUAAAUGGCGAACUUUGUAUGGAGUCUAUAAGCUACUCAAUGAUUACAGUAAAUUGCUCAUUAAUACGAUGUCAAGCAUGUAAGGAAACAGUUUUAAAUCUACAAAACCACAUCAAAAGUUCCAGACAUGAGAAAGCGAUAAUGUUUAUGCCCGUGGUUAUUUCACUGAAAGGUGAAUAUGUUAGAGAGAUUCAACCUGAACUCUACCACUGUGGUUUCUGCAAUCUAGUAGCUGGAGAUUGGGAAAAUUUAACGAUGCAUUUGGAAUCGGACAGCCAUCGUACAAAGAAAUUUCAAUGUCGUUUGAAGCAUGAGUGUUUGAAACAAAUCAGUUAA